AUGUUGAAAAAGUUUUACACAAUUAUCAUGGUAGAUCCUGAUGCGCCACCUCAGUUGGAUGGUGAAUUUUAUCUACACAUGAUAAAAUCGAACAUUCCGGGACUAGCUUUGAAAGCGAAGGAAAGCAUAAAAACUGUUGGAAUUGACUAUAGAGGUUAUAAACCACCAACGCCACCUCGCGGGACCGGCCCGCAUCGCUACAUGUCAUUGUUAUACGAACAAGCAGAUGGAAAUAACUUUUUGCCAUCAGUGCCAUCUUCACGUAGUCGCUUUGUAUUAGCUAAUUGGUUGAGAGGCAAGAAUUUAUGCGGACCUGUAGCGUCGACGCAGUUCCGAGUGCAGUACUAG
Messenger RNA from Zerene cesonia (dogface butterfly), 348 nucleotides. Its product is annotated as phosphatidylethanolamine-binding protein 4-like. The record is from RefSeq and is a predicted model, not a curated record. Lineage: Eukaryota; Metazoa; Arthropoda; Insecta; Lepidoptera; Pieridae. The transcript has 4 exons. The coding region runs from base 1 to 348 and encodes 115 amino acids.